CAAAGCAUCUGGGGCAUCUCAGGACUGACUUGACUAACCGGUUGCGAGCCGGCUCUCCCAACCAGCUGCAGGCUAGCGAGGGCAGAAGGCCCGAUUGCAAGGGUCCCGGCAGCUGCUAGAGGUUCGGAUAGUCGCGGGCUCCCUGACCUCUGGGACAGCUGCCCUGGCCACCUGCGGCUCUGCCCAUGGCCUUCGCCGAGCUCCUGGAGCGAGCAGGGGGAGUGGGCCUCUUCCAGGCCCUGCAAGUUCUCACUGUCCUCCUUCCCUCCAUCUUGGUGCCCUCGCAAAUGCUCAUAGAGAACUUCCUGGCCGCCGUCCCAGGCCACCGCUGCUGGGUCCGCAUGCUGGACAAUAGCUCCGAGGCCCCCGCAAACCUCAGCUCUAAGGACCUCCUGACCGUCUCCAUCCCACCGGGCCUCAACCGUGAGCCACACCAGUGUCGCCGCUUCCGCCAACCACAGUGGCAGCUCCUGGACCCCAACGCCACGGCCACCAACCGGAGCGAGGCUGCCACGGAGCCGUGCGUGGACGGCUGGGUCUACGACCGCAGCACCUUCACCUCCACCAUCGUGUCGGAAUGGGACCUAGUAUGUGACAACCAGGGCCUGAAGCCCAUGGGCCAGUCCAUCUACAUGGCUGGGGUCCUGCUGGGGUCCAUCUCUUGGGGCUUCCUCUCUGACCGGUUCGGGCGGAAGCCGGUGCUGAGCUGGUGCUGCCUGCAGGUGGCUUUGGCCAACACUGGCACCAUCUUCGCUUCCAAUUUCCUCAUCUACUGUGGCCUCCGGUUCCUGAGCGCUUUUGGAGCAGCCGGCAUCAUCAUGAUCCCGGCGACGCUCAUGGUGGAGUGGACCACAACCCGCAGGAGGGCCGUCACCGUAACAGUGCUGGGGUGCUCCUAUAGCCUGGGCCAGAUGGCCCUGGGGGCCUUGGCCUUCACCCUGCGGGACUGGCGGGCUCUCCAGACAGCCGUAUCGAUGCCCUUCUUUGCCAUCUUCCUGAUCUCCUGGUGGCUGCCGGAGUCUGCCCGCUGGCUGAUUAUCACGGGCAAACCAGAACAAGCACUCCAGGAGCUCAGAAAAGUGGCCAGGAUAAACGGCCACAAGGAAGCCACCAAGUCACUGACCGUCGAGGUGCUCACGGCCAGCAUGGAGGAGGAGGUGGCUUCUGUGAAGGCCCGCAGGUCAGUGCUGGACCUGUUUCUCGUGCCCACGCUCCGCUGGAGAAGCUGCAGUAUGUUCCUGGUGAGUUUCUCCCAAAUGAUCUCCUACUACGGGCUGGUCCUCGACCUGCAAAACCUGGGGAGUGACAUCUUCCUCCUCCAGGUCCUCUUUGGAGCUGUGGACUUACUGGGCCGGGCCACCACCACUUUUCUGCUCAGCUCCCUGGGUCAUCGCAUGACACUGGCCAGCUUCCAGGCCAUGGCUGGCCUCUCCAUCCUGGCCAACAUCUUCGUCCCACAAGAUUUGCAGACUGUGCGCGUGGUCUUCGCUGUGCUGGGAAAGGGAUGCUUUGGCAUAAGCUUAACCUCCAUCAGUGUCUACAAGCCCGAGCUCUACCCAACUACACUGCGGAUGACAGCAGACGGCUUCCUGCAGUCGGUAGGUCGUCUAGGAGCUGUGAUGGGCCCCCUAGUCAGGAUGACUCACCAGGCCGUGCCCCUGCUGGCCCCCGUCUCCUACGGUGUCAUCCCCAUCUUGUCCAGCCUCAUCCUGUUUUUCCUCCCGGAGACCCGGGGACUCCCACUUCCUGAUACCAUCCAGGACCUGGAGAACCAGAAAUCGGCAGCAGCCAAGGGCAAGCGGCAAGAGGUGGUCAUUACAGAGAGUACCUGGUUCUAGAAAUUCUGCCUGCAUGGAGCCCCUUUGGCUGAAGAUCCCCAUGAAGGGAAUUACCUCUUCUCCAGUGGAGGAAGGAGGCAAUUUGGAGAAACCCGAGGGCCUGGCGUGGCCGGGGUCGGGCGGCCGGGCUGAGAGGCAGCAUUGAGGCCGAGGGCUGCUUUCCCACUCACUUCUGUCCCCCACCUCCCCACCCAACCUCAGCUCUGCCUAGUCCGGCCGGUUCAUAAGUUGGGUUCUGCCCCCUCCCCGCCGGGCUCCCAUCUUCACACCUUCACUCAAAACUCCAGACUCGCUUCACUGAACUGGAAGGAAGCUGCAGAUUUCUCACCUCCGGGCUCCCAGAGGGGAUCCUAGGACACAAACGGAAAGAUCUGGACAGACCGGAGUCCCAGCCCCUCUCUCACCAUCUGCAGAGUCCUCAUCUGUAAAAUGGAAAUAAUCACAGAACUUACUGGGUGUGUGUGUGUGUGUGUGUGUGUGUGUGACAGGAUUAACAGAUUUUAGCACAGAUCACAGUCCAACACGCAGAACCUGCUGCCUUUGCAGCCCAUGGGAAUAGCAGGAACUACCGGGGGCCAUGAGAGGCAUUACAAAGCCUGCAGAGUGACCGCUGGUUCCUGAGGGAGGAUGUGACUGGUGUAUCUGAGGAAUCCCACCCAUUGACAGGGGACUGAGGCCCCCUCCUCAGGAAUAACAGGAAUGGCCCCUGGUUGCCUGAUGAGAAGUGCUGUUGGCUAUGGGACCAUAUCUACAGGAGCAGGUGGGGCAGGAGUGGGGUUCAGCCAUUUGAGACCCUCCUGGUUUCCCUUACAUGUCAAGGGAACACAUCACACUGGGUCUUCAUUUGAGGUCUUACAUCACAGGGGCACCCUUGGUGUCUAACUCAAGGGGUCACCUUUGCCUAAUUCACACAACUCUCCUCCCUGUGCUGGUAGCAGCCCUUGUUGAUAGAACUGGGGGAUCAUGGAGGCUGACCACCUACUUUGAGGUAAGAAAAGUAAAGCUCAAAGAGGUGGAGGGAUACGCUUGGAGUCACAUGGCUGAGCCCA
Molecule: messenger RNA, 2887 nt
Organism: Mustela erminea (ermine)
Lineage: Eukaryota; Metazoa; Chordata; Mammalia; Carnivora; Mustelidae
Gene: SLC22A11
Product: solute carrier family 22 member 11
Exons: 10
Coding region: 186-1838 (550 amino acids)
Biological process (GO): transmembrane transport
Cellular component (GO): membrane
Molecular function (GO): transmembrane transporter activity
Source: RefSeq, a predicted model, not a curated record